Molecule: messenger RNA, 1097 nt
Organism: Saccostrea cuccullata (small rock oyster)
Lineage: Eukaryota; Metazoa; Mollusca; Bivalvia; Ostreida; Ostreidae
Exons: 4
Coding region: 9-1001 (330 amino acids)
Molecular function (GO): scavenger receptor activity
Source: RefSeq, a predicted model, not a curated record
UUGUAAUAAUGUUUAUACUUGUUACCAUUAUAUUUUGUAGAUGUAUUUACUUGGUAAAACCUACUUGUUUAGGAACUGUUGGUGGAUCUGUAUGCUGUGCUGGAUAUACUUUGAAUAUUUCCACUGGAAAAUGUGAAAAAUGUCCUCUUGGGUUUUAUGGAGAAAAAUGUACACAGAAAUGUCCGGUUCCUAGUUAUGGAGAAGACUGCCAAUACGUAUGUUCUUGUGAUUUUCACCUGUGUGAUUUUGUUAUAGGAUGCAUCUCUAUAACUGCCUCUUCGAUUUCAACGGAGAUUUCAACUGCAAGAGUUCAUACGUAUAAGUUAAUAACAAACUUGACAAGUGGAAAAAGUUCUGCAUCAUUACACACUUCAAUUUCUCAAAAUGAAAAGAAAGAAACUUUCUCAACAACAUAUGUUUUGUCAUCCCCUGCGGAAACAAUUUUAAAGAACCUGUCUACGAAUGAAGCCAAAAUUCCAAUCUUGGGAAAUGGUUUCAUAGUGUAUAUAAUUGUGGGUCUCGUGGGUCUUUUCGUAUUGUUCUUUGGAAUAUUUGCAAUAACAUAUUUUUAUCAGAAAUGUUUCCGAAGAUCUUCAACAAACUUACAAAGCCAUGGCAUUAUAAAUGACCAUGUCCAUUACAAAGGUCUUCAUUUUGGAAUCGAAGAGCAAGAGUUGAUGAUCCAUCAAGACCACCGAAGAGGGUUCCACAGCGACCCGACAUACUUAUCCCCCGUUUUUAAUGGUAACACUCAGUACCAGGAAGGAGAAUCGCAAAAUGUUCAAAGCAAUAGAGCCAUAUUAGAAAACAACCAAGUUUUUGAAUUAGUACAGGGAAACGCACAGAUUAAUGAGAGCCAUAACGAAGAAAUUCGCUUGGAACAGGAAAAAAAUAAAAGUGAUCAUGUAUAUGUAGAUAUAAUUGAUGAAAACAUUGAUGAAGAUUGUGAGAGAAGAGUUCUUAAGGAGAGAGAUUCACAUUAUGUGAACACAGACAAGUAAAUUUACAUUAAGUGUACCAAAAAAGAACGUUAACCUUAUUCAAAUGUACAUUCAUAAAUUAAAAAAAAAAUUCCUUGUUUUUUCAUGUAUAUCCUA